AACGUUUUGCCAGUUGAGCGCCCAACUCAAAACAACUCCACGAGGGACCCACUCCCAAAGCAAAGUUAUGAUGAAUUUUUGAAACAACCAAUUCUUGAAAAAUUCGAAUUCUUUCCAAUCAAAUUUCCCAAACCCAACCUUCGAUUCACUUCCAGAGAACCCUAAACCCAGAUCGCGGUCUCGGAAAUCAUUCAUGUCGAACAGCAGCGGGGGCGGCAAUAGUGACAGCUCGUUCGAUAUUGAGGAGCUCCUGCAGAUUGGGACAAGAUGCAGAGAGCUUAAGAAAGAAAAGGACAUGUUGAAAGAAUCACAAUCCCAAAGCUUCGGGCUAAUCAGGAGUUUGGAUGUACAUAUGAAGUCAUUAUCCGAAUUCCGCACAGAAGACAAGAAACAAAUUCAAAUGUUAGAGAAAGAACUCAAGAACUGCUCUCAAGAAAUAGAUUACCUUCAGGAUCAAUUAAAUGCAAGGGACACAGAAGUGACCUUUCUUGAAGAUCAUGUACAUAGCCUUGAGUUGAAAUUAGCAGACACAGAGAAUUUACAGGUGACAGUUGACAGGUUAAGAGAUGAGCUGAAGAAGUCCUAUUCAGAGUGCUUGUUCUUAAUGCAAGAACUGGAAAGCAAAGAAGUGGAGUUACAGAAUUCAAAUUUGUGCAUAGAGAAACUAGAGGAGUCAGUUUCAUCCAUGUCAUUAGAGUCUCAGUGUGAAAUUGAGAGUAUGAAGCUUGAUAUAUUAGCGUUGGAGCAGAGUUGCCUUGAAGCUAAGAAAGUCCAGGAAGAAACUGUUCGAGAAAAAACUAGGAUGAAUGAGUUAAUUCAAGAACUUGAGGUUCAAUGUCAGGAUGCACGGAAAACUGCUGAUUGCUUAGAUAUGGAAAAUAAGGAACUAAGGGAGAAGCUUGAUGCCUCAGGGACAAAUACUAGGAUCUUUUGUCAGAGGGUUGAAAAAUUGCUGGAAGAGGAUAGAUUUGAAUUCAAGUCAGAGUCUUUGUUAAGUGAGCUAGAGGGAAGGCACACAUUUUCAAUAGAUAUGAGCACUUGUGGAGAAGUCUUGGAGUCACUUUUUUCCAAAUUGGCAAUGGUACUGGCACCAGAUGCCGAUUUGAUAGUGAAGAUGAAGGAGAUGUCACACCAGAUACAUGAAUAUGAACUUCUUGUGAAGCAACUAAAGGAAGAACUGAGAGAAGAAAAGUUAAAGGCAAAAGAAGAAGCUGAGGAUCUGGCUCAAGAAAUGGCUGAGCUCAGAUACCAACUUACAGGCUUGCUUGAAGACGAGUGUAAGCGUCGUGCUUACAUUGAACAAGCAUCUCUGCAAAGAAUUGCUGAGUUAGAAGCGCAGGUUCAAAAAGCACGGACAAAAUCCUUCGCUGGUCUCCUGAGUCUCGAUGAACCAUAGUGGUGGAUGGUCAACAGUUGCGAGAUUUAAUUGACAGAGGCCAUAAGGCGUGCUAUAUGACAAUUUCAGAUUUGAGUGAUUUAGUGAAGGUGCUUGGAAUUUUGGAAAGACAGUUGGCUUUCAUUCAACCUGGCAUCUCUUUCGGCUAUGAGUGCAGACAAAUCCCGGGAUGAAAAACUGACACUAAUGACACAGGUCAGUCUCCCAAUGGAACACAACUUGAGACUGAGGUGAAACCUAUUUUUGUCGAGGAUCUCCAACAGGGUGCAUGGUAGCUGGGCUUUGAUGAAACCCAUUCAGGGAAAAAAAAAAAAAAAAAGACUUCCAAUGAUAGGCAUACAAUUUUGAAAGAUUGAGAAUGCUACAUUGAUCCACUGGAGCCCUUGUAAGUUUAUCCUCAUUGUAAUGUGACAAUCUGUUGUACAUAUUUUGAAGUUGAUUUAUGGUGGUGAGAAAGCAAUUUGUGAUCA
Rosa rugosa (rugosa rose) is the source of this 1866-nucleotide messenger RNA. RefSeq lists its product as uncharacterized. The record is from RefSeq and is a predicted model, not a curated record. Lineage: Eukaryota; Viridiplantae; Streptophyta; Magnoliopsida; Rosales; Rosaceae. The transcript is spliced from 9 exons. The coding region runs from base 194 to 1396 and encodes 400 amino acids.